This is a messenger RNA of Penaeus monodon (black tiger shrimp), 2639 nucleotides long. Its product is annotated as facilitated trehalose transporter Tret1-like. The coding region runs from base 74 to 1588 and encodes 504 amino acids. Gene Ontology annotation, cellular component: membrane. Gene Ontology annotation, molecular function: transmembrane transporter activity. Lineage: Eukaryota; Metazoa; Arthropoda; Malacostraca; Decapoda; Penaeidae. Gene Ontology annotation, biological process: transmembrane transport. The record is from RefSeq and is a predicted model, not a curated record. The transcript has 7 exons.
GCAGCCGCGGCACUCGGUUUCGCGGCGUCUCUCGGCCCGCACACUCUCGCUCGGAGUCCGUGGCCGCUGCAGGAUGCCGCUUCCAGACGAAAACGUAAUAAAUGAGUCCACCCUGCGACGGCGGAUUCGUUACUGUAAGCAAGUUGUGCUGGCCAUGGGCGCGUCCCUGGGCAUGGCCACCAUGGGCAUGACGGUCACUUGGCCCAACGCGUUGCUGAGAGACCUGCGCGUCGACAACACGACGCUCGUGGGCACGCAGCUGCACCUGGCCGACUGGCAGAAGGACCUCAUGGGCAGUGUUGUGUUUGUGGGAUCUCUCCCUGGCCUCUUGGUGGCUGGCUGGGUGCUCGGCCGGCUGGGCCGCCGAAGGAGCAUGGCUCUGGGCGCGGUGCCGGGCCUCCUGGGCUGGGUUCUGGUGGCUCUCGGGGCAAAUGUUUCCAUGUUAGCAGUCGGCAGGAUGUUGCAAGGCUUCACCUUAGGGAUGGUGUCUGUAGCAGCCACGACCUACAUCACAGAGCUGCCCGACGCAUCGAUCCGUGGCUUCGCCUGCGUCCUUCCAACCUUGUUCUCCGAAGCGGGAAACCUCUUCGUCGCCAGUCUCUCGCUUGUGCUGCCUUGGCACCACCUGGCCUUUGUCUGCGCCUCCGUCACCGUUCUCUUCAUUGCCAUUACAUUCCUGUUGCCAGAGAGUCCUUCCUAUCUCGUGGUUUGCAAAGAGGAAUCACGAGCUCGCAAAGUCCUCGCCGUGUUGCGAGGUCCUGACGUCGAUGUGGAGGAAGAGCUGAGGAUACUCAAGAAGCAGAACGAGGGUCUGGCGGGCGACAGUCCCGGCUGGCGGUCGCUCCUGAAAGGCGUGGUCGUUCGGCGGGUGCUGGUGGUCGUGGCGCUCUUCCUCAUCCAGAGCUUCAGCGGCCUCAUGGUCUUCGUCUCGAAUGCGUCGAGAAUCCUCCGCUCCGUCGGCUCGGCGAUGGACGAGAGGCUCAGCACUAUCGUCGUCUUCGGGGUAGAGCUACUGGGAUGCGCCUGCUCGUGCUGCCUGCAGGAUCGCAUCGGCCGGCGGAGGUCCGUGGUCCUCUCCCUCGUGGUCAUGGCUGCCGCCCUUGUCGCCAUGGGCACGUACGCCUUCUUGGCCGGCAGCGCGGCGCCGGCGGUCCUGGAGGUGGCGGAUCUGCCGGCCCAAAGCCUCAACAGCACCUUCUAUCUGCAUGUGCCUCGAGAUGAGGGCGAGCAGCUGAGAGUUGGCGUCGAACCGAGCAUGGGCGUGAUGAAGGAAGUGGGCUUGGCCGGGUGGGAGUGGGUGCCUUUAGGGUGCCUGGUCAUAUAUAUGUUCGUCAUGUGCCUGGGUAUCCGCACCGUGCCCUACAUCUUGGCAGCGGAAUACUUCCCAACGACCAUUAGGCCUCAAGCCACGAGUGUGUGCAUGACAUUCGCCAGUUUCAUUAUCUUCGCGGCCCUCCAGACGUACAGCCUGCUCCUGGAGGCACUCACGCAGGCCGGCCUUUACUGGACCUACGGCGCCGUGGCGGCCUGUGGGGCGCUCUUCUCUCUUGUCUUCAUAACGGAAACCAGUGGCAAGACCGUCGGCUGAGGUCUGGCGGAGAGACCGUCGGCUGAGGUCUGGCGGAGACGCCAUCGGCUGAGGUCUGGCGGAGAGACCGUCGGCUGAGGUCUGGCGGAGACGCCAUCGGCUGUGACCCAGCAGCAAGGCUCGACAAGACCAUCGGCUGUGGCCAGCAGCAAGGCUCGACAAGGCCAUCGGCUGUGGCCAGCAGCAAAUCUAUCGGUUGUAUCCAGCGGCAAGGCUUAUCGGCUGUGGUCAGCGGUAAGACUAUCGUCUGUGACCAGCGGCAAGGCUACUUGUAUGGUCCUCGGCUACAAGACCGUUGCCUAAAGUCAGCUAUCAAAUCAGACCCAGACUCAGGACUGCUUGCCUACCUCAUCGCGAGUGAUAUUAAUUGCUGUCUAAACUGUUUUGUUGUUUUAGUUGGGUAAUAGGCAUUUUUCUGAAAGGUUGUGUGUUGUUACAGCCUUGUGUGCACGUUUUUAAGAGGAUCGUUGAAAUCGCGAAAUCCCCUUUCUUGGUCUACUAGGUGCAGUGUUGUUCAGAGGCAAUAAUGUGCGUGAUCUGAUCGUACUGUGACUCUUAAAACGUAAAUAUUUGCUGGUUUAAGAGUAAAACCGUCUAACGUUAAAAUUAGGCUUGUUUUUAUUACUUUGGCCCUGGACGAGCUUCGAAAGAACCCUGUAUUUUAAGGACUUGCCUCUGAUUAAGUCUAGUCUUUACAUGUUUGUGUAUAAGAUUAUUAAGGCUUGGGUGGAAUGUUGUGGGAUUAAUGUUUGAGACUCAUUUGCCAUGUGCUCCGUCAGGAGCAGACGUUUCAUAAACCUAAGCUAAUUUAUAGAUCAGUAGCUAACGCUCUCUUAGCGCUAAGACUAGUGACUCCACCGUGAUUGGUUGAUUUGUACUAAAACAAUUACAUUAAUUAAGAGUACUCUUCAUACUAACUGACUGCAGGUGAUUUAUGUACCUAGUAUCCCGCUGAUACAAACUUGCCUUUAAGAGCACAUCUGAGAGCUUUUUGCUCAUUUGUAUGUUUCGUAGUCCUAUACCGUAUAAUCGUUAUAUAGAUUUAUAAUCC